AAACCAGUUUACGCUGUUAGCGUAGAGAGACGGGAGGAGCUGGUCGUCUAGCACUUAGCCAGCUAGCUAACGGCUGAUCUCGGCGCAUUAAAACAUAUUUAUACGUCUGCAGUGAGUGUUCUCAUUGUCACUUGUAAAACUAAAUAAGAGAGAUGUAGCUAUCCGGUCUAGAUAUACUCCACUUAAGACCCAGUCCCCAGGGGGAGCGCUCCCCCGCCCCCCCCACCCCCGCCGGCAAGACGGCCAUGACAACGGGAGAGUGCUGUCACCUGCCAGGGUCUCUGUGUGACUGCAUGGCUGGUGGGGACGUGUCAAAGGCCGUGCGGGAGGCCAACGUGCAGCACGCCCAGUACGUCACUCAGGUCACCGCCAAGGACGGUCGGCUGCUCUCCACGGUCAUCCGGGCUCUGGGCAUGCAGAGCGACGGGCCCAUAUGCCGCAUCUGCCAUGAGGGGGGGACUGGUGAGGGCCUCCUGUCCCCCUGCGAGUGCACAGGCACGUUGGGGGCUGUCCACCGGAGCUGCCUGGAAAAGUGGUUGUCCUCCUCGAACACCAGCUACUGUGAGCUCUGUCACACAGAGUUCAGCGUGGAACGCCGGCCACGCCCCCUCACAGAGUGGCUGCAAGACCCCGGGCCGCGUAACGAGAAGCGGACGCUCCUGUGCGACAUGGUCUGCUUCCUGUUCAUCACUCCGCUGGCAGCCAUUUCUGGCUGGCUGUGCCUCCGUGGGGCCCAGGACCACCUUCACUUCAACAGCCGUCUUGAAGCUGUGGGCCUCAUUGCCCUCACCAUCGCUCUCUUUACCAUUUAUGUCCUGUGGACCCUGGUAUCCUUCCGCUACCACUGUCAGCUGUACUCCGAGUGGAGGCGAACCAAUCAGAAAGUGCGCUUGCUGAUUCCCGAUGUCAAGCCUGCCUGUUCUGCCCAGCAUUCCUUGCUUUCCACCAAGCUGAUGAAGAUGACAGCGGAUGAGACCGUUGUAUGAGACAGCUCGGGCUGCCACGCAUGGCUUAAUCCUCUCCUUUCUGUUUUUUUUUUUUUUUUUUUUUUAAAAAGAUUUAUUUAAUAUAUUACAGCACUUACUUUACCCUUCCCCGUCAUUAUGGCCUUUUUGGGGCUCCUAAACGUGGAGAGCAAGGUAACAUAAUACUGAGUGGCAACUGUCGCCUGGUUUUAAUAGCCAGAGGUGGGGCUCGAUCCAGUUUUGACAAGGUGCUUUAUCCCUGCGGGACCGGCUCCAUGUUCAUCCCUGUCUCUCUCGAGGAGCCGAUUGCUGGAGUCACCUGUGACCUCAACAGAACACUUUGGAUUUCAGAACAGGCUCAUUCGCAGGGCAGCGAAUGUCGAUGUCAUUUUAGUUAUGCAAAUCCAAUUUAAGUGGUUCUAAGAAAUCUUAUGGGAUUGUUCUGUGUGUGAGCCGAGGGUAAACCUCUGCUUUUUAAAUCCCCCCCAUCCAGGCUGUAAGGAAACAACAGUCAGGCAUCUCCCCCUCACAUGACAUGGUCAUCUUCAGCCUCCUGCUAUUCUCAGUGUCCUGCCCUGAUGUUUACGGACACCCCUGCCCACGCUUCCCCAUUCCCUCGUCCUCCUGGCUUAUCUGGCUGCCUUGUGUUGCAGCGUUCUGCUGCCUAGUUGUGUACAUUUCCCUGGACAGGAAGUGCUCUGCUACACCAAGUCUUACUUUGGGACGCAUCCUCGCCCCGCUGCCUUCCCCAGUAUUAAACAGCAUCCUGCAAGUUGCCGGUCAGUGUGCCUGGACACACUGUCCUGCUAGCAAACGGUAGGAUUCCUUUACGCUACAUUUCCCAAAAGAGAGUUUUUAAUGAACAGGUAUUCUGCCACUGUUUAUUCUCAAAUGUAAGAGUGGUGUGAAAUGUAGCGUGAUUAGUAAUUCUCGAUGUCACUGUCCAGAAUGAACAAGCUGUAAGAAACACCUCAGUCCUUUUUCCCUCUGGCAUCCUCCAGAAUAAUUCACUCCUCUGAUCCCUGACCUUCUCUUCAGUAACUCACUGCCUCCGGCACACAGUUUACCUUGGGUCCUAUCUGCAGUGUAAGAACCACUCAGCUUUACCGUGUGCAAUUUGUGCGAAUAUACCCAUGCAAAGCCUUCACACGUUUACACGCAUCUGUGUCCGAGACAUCGUCGAAAGGGGUUUUUGGAGAUUGUGUCAGCUGAAGGCUUUGGCUUCAUGCCCUGGAAUUUCCUUUGAAGGAGUCGAUCUUGAUCCACCAGGUUCCGAGUGAUGAUCACUAAAAUAACUGGAAUCCACUUCGGAGUCCCCUUUUUUUAAAAAAGAUUUUUAAAUAGACUUUUUCAGAACUGAAUACAUGUAUGUAUGUAUGUCGAACAAUGGACAUUUGAUAAUCAAUGUUUGAUGUUUUCUUAUUUUCUGAAGUUUUCUUUUUAAUAGUUGGGUAUGCAUCUCCACUGAAUGGUAUGUGCUAUUCAGUGGUAUUCAUUUGUGACGGACAAAAUGAUGCCUCUUGAACCAUUUGCUGUAUUUUUUGAUCCCACUAGAUGGUGCUCUUGGUAUGCUUUUGGCAUGCUAUGUGCCCUUUUUUUUGAACUGAGAGCACCAUCUAGUAGGGUCAGAAAAUACAGCAAAUUAUUCAGCAUUUUGUCCAUCACUAGUAUCAAUACACUACAUCUGAGGAUGGGGACAUAUUAGAUGAUUUUUAAUUCUCCUGGGGGCUGUUACGUUGUGUGGCUGUGUUUGUGUUUAAGUCAAGGGGUGUGUGUGUGUGUGUGUGUGUGUGUGUGUGUGUGUGUGUGUGUGUGUGUGUGUGUGUGUGGGUCCAUGCUUCCCUCUCACAUCACCUAAUGAGCUGGAAUCCCCCUGAUGUAGAAUUUCGCUGUGUUUCCUUUGAACUGCUGCACUUCCAUAACUCCAUAGAUGUUUUAUGAACUACGGCCUUCGUGUGAAAGGCCUACAGAACCGUUACUACAGUGACAGGUCAAAUUCGCCUCCUUAUGGACAAAAUGCACUUACAUUAACCUGCUUAUUAGUGUUGCGCUCUUUAAAAUAGCUGUGUGACCAGUUUGUUUUAAGAUGUUGGCUCUCAUGAGUGUGAAAUAUUUGUGAAUAUUGUUGAGGGUGGAGGUAUUCAGGUUUUAACAUAUAUGUUGUUUUAAUAGUAUUGUUAUUGUAUGGAAAUGACGCCUCUUUGCACAGCAUGGGCGUAUGGCCCGUGCCUCGUUAUCAGCUGUCAUGAGCUGUCCGGCCGAAGCCAAUAACAGUCUGCAGACCUUCCCCUAAAAUAGUGUUUUCCAUUCCGGUCCUCAGGGACCGCAGACAGUCCACGUUUUUGCUCUCUCCCAGCCCCCAGCAAAAAUGUGCACUUUCUGGCAAGGAGCUGAGAGGGAGUAAAAACCUGGACCGUCUGUGGGUCCCCAAGGAACGGGUUGGAAAUUACUGUCCUAAAACAUUCGGCCAGCCUCGCGUCACAUGGUUUGUGGUGGUACUUUAUAUAAAGUUUGUGGUGGUUUAUUAUUGUUUUUAAAUUUUUACAAUCGUAUCUUACCUAUGUCACUUUUACCUGUAUGGGGGGGGCAGAGAUUGUAACCGACAUCUUGAUUUGUGACAGAUUUGCUAACCGCUUCAAAAAAUGAGUUUGCCCACAAACAAAACAGUGUGCUCAUCGCUUUUGUAUUUUGUGUGUGGUGUGUGUCCCAGGGGUCGUUCAGGACCGUUGACAUUGAGUUGGGGCUAUUAUGGAAUGCUAACGUGGUACAAUAUGAUAAUGAUUCAUUAAAAUGAGUCACAUCCCCUUA
Molecule: messenger RNA, 3773 nt
Organism: Brienomyrus brachyistius
Lineage: Eukaryota; Metazoa; Chordata; Actinopteri; Osteoglossiformes; Mormyridae
Product: E3 ubiquitin-protein ligase MARCHF2-like
Exons: 5
Coding region: 246-986 (246 amino acids)
Biological process (GO): protein ubiquitination
Molecular function (GO): ubiquitin-protein transferase activity; zinc ion binding
Source: RefSeq, a predicted model, not a curated record